Messenger RNA from Didymodactylos carnosus, 939 nucleotides. The record is from the annotation of a GenBank genome assembly. NCBI's taxonomy places the organism in Eukaryota, Metazoa, Rotifera, Eurotatoria, Philodinida, Philodinidae.
AUGAAUUUAGAAGGGUCAACAUUAUCGCCGAUGCAAACACAUAUAUCACAACAAAAAUCAGUAAUACAGCCAAAGCAGAGAUCGAAAACCAUUGAUUUAACAUUAAAAGACUGCGGAAAAAUAGUAUCGUCUAUAUUAAUACCAAUUUUGAUUUGUAUUUUCACCGUUGUGACAACACUUCAACAACAUAAUUCCGCAGCACAACAACGUGAACAAGACAAUCAUUUAGCUCAAAAACAACGUGAACUAGAGAAUGAUAUAGCGGUACAAGAACGACUUCAAGAUAAACAACAACAAGACGAUUCUCUAAAAGAAAACCUGUUUAGUUCGUAUCUCAGAGAUAUUACCGAUUUGACAUUACAUAAUAAAAGUAUUAAUAUCAAUGAUAGGAUGCAGUAUAUUCGCUCAAAAAUAUUAACUACUCUACGUCGCUUGGAUUCAGAGCGUAAGCGAAAUUUAAUAUUAUUUCUCUAUGAAUCCAAUUUAAUAUCCUAUAACGAAAAGAAUCCACAAAAACAUGUUGUGGAUUUGUCGGGUGCCGAUUUGAAUAAUCUAAAUUUUACAUCCACAUCAAAACUGAAAUAUUGGCUAAAGAGUAUCAAUUUAACCAAUGUUUAUCUAAUCAAUGCUACAUUUAUCAAUGUUUAUUUGCAUCGUGCUGAUUUUACCAAUUCAAUUAUGACCGAUUCGAGUUUUUCAGAAUGUGUACUUUCUGACAGUUUCUUCAAAGAUGGGAUCUUGGAUCGAGCCGAUUUGACGAAUACUGUAAUGCAAAACACAAUAUUUUAUAGUUCAUCAUUAUUCCAAACAAAUUUUACCAAUGCUCACAUUGAUCACGUUGAUUUUCGAAACGUUAAUUUAAGUCGAUCUAUUAAACUGAUAAAAAUCGAAAACGUGACACUAGAUUUAACUUUCGAUCCUCUUUCCAACCAUAUGUAA